This is a messenger RNA of Haliotis rubra (blacklip abalone), 4841 nucleotides long. Its product is annotated as E3 SUMO-protein ligase PIAS2-like. Gene Ontology annotation, molecular function: zinc ion binding; SUMO ligase activity; transcription coregulator activity. The coding region runs from base 229 to 2172 and encodes 647 amino acids. Gene Ontology annotation, biological process: regulation of transcription by RNA polymerase II; protein sumoylation. The record is from RefSeq and is a predicted model, not a curated record. The transcript is spliced from 14 exons. NCBI's taxonomy places the organism in Eukaryota, Metazoa, Mollusca, Gastropoda, Lepetellida, Haliotidae.
UACGUAUCAUAUAUCCGUAAGUACCGCGAGAAUAGGAAACGCCUUCCUAAUCACUCAGGCACCUGAUCAGUACACAAAAAAACAUUCAAAACAGUAUAGAGUUCAGCUUUCUUUGAAAUUGGUCUCAACCGAUGGUAAAGAAAAUUACGACAUUCCUUCUCAGUCGUCAGAAGCCACAGAGAAAAGGGAACGAUAUAAUAAUUCCAAAGUUAAUGAUAUAAUGAAGAGAUGUGCACGAAAACUGGGAUGGAUCAGCAGCACAGGCACAUGAUAAUGAGCUUUCGGGUGUCCGAACUGCAAGUCCUUUUGGGCUUUGCAGGGAGGAACAAAAGCGGCCGCAAACAAGAACUACUCCAGAGAGCACUACAACUUGUACAGAAAGGCUGCACAAUGCCUGUGCAGAUAAAAAUUAGGGAACUUUACAGGCAAAUAUUUUCUUCCAACCUGCAUCGAAGAAGAUAUCCUGGUGGUCCGGGCACAAGUCCCCCUCAAGUGAGACCGCAGACAGAUGCUCCCCCCACCUCCGCAGGACUUGGGACAUGUUACGGCACUUACACCUCUGACCCUGCAGGUCCCAUAGACUUCAGUAACAAACACUUGUCAAGUAGUCAUCCAGACCCCACACCUUCAGGUCUACCCGUCCACCCUGAUGUGCGAUUCAAGCACCUGCCUUUCUAUGACGUCCUUGCUGAACUGAUGAAGCCAACUAGUCUAGUUCCAAAGAACAAUGGCAGAUUCCAAGAGUCCUUCUUUGUCUUUCACCUGACACCUCAGCAAGCACAAGAUAUUGCCAUGUCAAGGGAUUUCCGGCCUGGGGCCAAGUGUGAAUAUACAGUCCAAGUACAGCUCAGGUUUUGUUUGCUAGAAACAAGUUGUGAACAAGAGGACAAUUUCCCUCCUAGCAUCUGUGAGCGGGUCAAUGGAAAAAUGGCACCAUUGCCUAAUCCCAUUCCCACAAGUAAACCAGGUAUAGAACCCAAACGACCGGGCAGGUCAGUCGACAUAACCUCCAUAUGUCGCUUAUCACCAACCGUAUCUAAUCAGUUGGAUGUUUCAUGGGCCUCCGAGUUUGGACGGGGCUACUGUCUGGCUAUUUACUUGGUGCGGAGACUCACAUCAGAUAUAUUGUUACAGAGGUUAAAACAGUUUGGAAAUCGACAUCCAGAUCAUACAAGAGCGCGCUUAGUAAUCAAAGAAAAAUUAGCGCAUGAUCCAGACAGUGAAAUAGCAACCACAAGUCUACGAGUAUCUCUGGUCUGUCCUUUGGGCAAGAUGCGCAUGCAGAUUCCAUGUCGAGCAAGUACGUGCACUCACCUCCAGUGUUUUGAUGCCACAACGUUCCUCAUGAUGAAUGAGAAGAAGCCGACAUGGGUGUGCCCUGUGUGUGAUAAACCUGCUCCUUUUGACAAGCUAUUGAUAGAUGGGUAUUUUGUGGAGAUCUUCCGGAAGUCCCCAGAGGGAAGUGAGAUUCAGUUCCAUGAGGAUGGCAGCUGGAGCCCCAUGAAGCACAGCAAGGAAACACAUGUGAUAUCUAGUCCCUCAGUGAAAGCCUCAAGUUCCACGUCAGCUGCAUCAGCCUCAACUGCCCCCUCAUCAGACAAAGGUUCAUCCAAAAAGAAAUCUGUCGAAAUUAUUGACCUUACGAUUGACAGUUCAGAUGAUGAUCAAUCAUCGCCCCCAGCAUCCGUGUCCAGCAGUCGACCGUCAGAACAAGGGUGUGUGAGUCCCCCCGUUAUAAACCUGGACACACCGACGCCCCCACAUGCGAGCUCCACACACUCUGUAUCUAGCAGCCCUUCAGGGGUGGCGCUAUCCACAACUCAGUCAAACCCCCAGUCCCCCCUUACCUCACCCCAACCUUCCCCUUCCCCCAACUCAGUUGCCUCCUUCUCAUCUGUUGAGUCACCUUCGGCAGCAAAUGUCAUGAGUUUUAUGCCCUCUGUUCCUCCACUCCUCCCAACCAACAGCAUGCUGCCUAAUUCCUCUCCUUCCCUCCUGCCCCCACCCCUUGCCCCGUCAAUUCCUGCUCCUCCUAUCCCCCAGCACCGUCCUCCCUCCCUAAUACCAUCAUCUCAGACGCAAGGGCCAAGUCACAAUCAGUACGGGACACUUAAUCUUGAUGCAUUAUCGGAUCGUGAGUUUGAGGAGUUUCUUCAGGGUUUAUCUUGGUGAAACGGCAACCCACAAAAACAACAAACUCAGGUUAUCACUCUGCUUGAGUAUCAGUUCACACGCUUCCAAGUAAGACAGCUGUCUGUGUGUGUGCAAGCUGGUAUCAUUUGGCGUAUUUAUUUUGAAUGCAAGUGUUUUAUAAGGAACAUUCAGAACAUCUCAAUCCAUGAUUCCAGUACAAGCCUCUCCUACUUUUAUUUUCGUCACAGAUAAACAACUUCGAUAUUACGCAAUAUUUUGUCCUAUUAUUCAUCAAAGGCAGCACAUUAACAAAGCCAAAACAUAUCUGUAUUAAAGAUUACAAGACAUUUACUUUGACCUGCUAUUAACCUGUGACUGGUAGAACCUUUGGCAUGAAAUUGUACUCAUAGAUCUGAAUUAAUUCUUAAUGAUAUGUCUGUUGCAUUUGAUCAGAGCAGUGUUCAGGUGACCUCUCUGCUAUGCUUGGUGCUGUAAUAACAUAGCAGGGGGCCACUGUUGGCCCAGCUAAUGAGAUACCUGGAGAUGUUUUUCAAUUUGCCUGAUGGAGGUCAAGGGGGAUGCUUCUCAAAAACUGCACAUUUGGACUGGGUCCUGGGGCCCUUGACAAAUGUGUAGUUGCAUAAAGAACUGUACAUUUCUGAUAUAUUUUUAAAAAUUAAAACACUUUACUCCACAUUCAUGUGUAUUAAAUUUGAACUUAUUUCAGUAUUUCAGAUCUGAAAAUGAAAAUUCUAAUUGCAAUGAAUUUCUACAAAUCUGUAUAUACCUUGACAAAUAUCAAAUCUGUUUUAUGGUUGUGCAAAUAUUUUUUACAAUUUAAAAACACUUACCCCUUACCCCAGCAAGACCAUAGUAUAAUAACCUUCAUGACCUGACUUUCUUUUGCAUUUGUGGGUCUGUAUCUCCCCUAAAACAUAAACAGCUGUUUCGAAUCAUUGACAGCCAUGUUCAUUCUCCAAUAUCAUAUCCCACCCCCUAUCAAAACUUCACCCAUCACCCAACUUUGGCCCCAAACACACCCCUAUCUUUACCCUCUUCCCUCUCACAUUAAUUUUCAGAUAUUGCAAGUGCUUAGUGUGUGUUCUUGUGCCAUCAUGUUUAUGAUAUACAUAUGAGAUCAGUAAUAUUCAGUGUUGUCAACAUUAUGGGCUACCUUUACCCGACUCACCAACCCACCCAUUUAUUGUCAGCAAAUUGGUUUCCAAAGCUUGACAGCAAAAGUGCUAAAAAUUACAUUCAAACACACAACUUCCAGUUUCAUGAACCCCUUAACUGCAUACUACAAUGGAAGUUCACUGUCUAUGAAAGACAAAUAGAACUGCUACAUACUGCCAGAGAUAAAUAUUAUUUGAUAGCCUGUUGUUCGUCGUAUUGUACUAAUGUAGGUACGAUUGCAAUAUAGAGUACUAUAUUUAUGUUUUAUGUGAACACUUAGUACGUUGAAUUGCCAAGUGUCUAAAUGUUUUAUUAGUGUAUGUUGAUUUCCUCUGUUAAGCACAUGCAAGUGGGGUUUUUUUAAUGUGUAGAAAUGUACAUACUGGUUGACUAUGUGGACUGUACAUACUAGUGGAGGCAUUCAAACCUAGAAUAUUCACACAUCUUAUUGUUAAUGAUGACAUACAUGGCCAAUACAGGAUGUUGUAUCACAACGGUUAUCUUUUACACCAUAUUUCACACGAAUAAAGGAUGACUUAAAAAGCUUUUGGAAAAGCAGGACUUUUACACAGCAAUAACCAUUUUUUUCUCAGUUAUAGUGACAAAAACUCAUAACAUCAAUUGGGAUUAUCCUUCAUUGCAAAAACUGACGUGUCUGGAGUGUGGCUUGAUACUCAAGAUAUGUUUCAUAGUUUGAUGCAUUGUAUUAUCGGAGGAUACAUGUGAGAGCAGGAUGGAGACUUCAUCCGGGAAUGAACACAAAGCCAUGUUUAGUGCUUCUGUUUUGGUAAUUGUUGAAGGGUGAUGUUUAUGUUCUUCUUCAGUGGCAGCAGCAGACAAAUGGCUGUUCUCUUGCUUCUAUUGUGCAGAGUCUCCCCCUGCUCCCACCUGCAUGCAUUGUUAGCCACGUGUAUGUUCACACUCAACUGCAUCAAUUAUUUUCAUGUGUCUCAGCUAAAGAGAUUAUGUACAUAGUGUCAGAUAUUUAUGUUGGGGCGAAUGUUCGGCUUCAAAUUUGAAAUCUGCAUUGUAGAUAGCAAAUCUCUGCAUCUCAACAUCAUCUCAACUUUAACAUGGCAUUUUUCAUGGGCUCAACAAUACUUCACAGGUAUGCAUUCUUUCUAAUUUGAGCAAAAACAUUCCUGUGAUACCUUUUCGACAAAAUUACCAAAACUGCCCAGAUCAAAGACAUCAGUUCCAAUUUAAGGACAGAUGCCAUCUUGAGAAUUUUCAGUUUCGUCAAAACAAUCCAGUUCUCAUGAAGUUGGUGCAGGAAGUUUGUGAUGAUGUUAGGAAUAGUUCUAGCUUGCAUUUUGUGCUCUUGUAAAAGACGCUGCUUUUUGCUUGUUGUCCAUUAAUCACUAGGAAGACUAUUUUCUGUGUACAUUUCUUACUGUACAUAAUCUCUUGCCUAUGACAUCCACUGGUCAUUUAUGUCGGCUCAAACCAACUCAUUUCUCUUUGUCAAAUCAGUUGGUAAAGGGCUAUAACAGACUUGUACAAAGUGUAAUUAAAGUUAUCAUUAAAACAGA